Molecule: messenger RNA, 1188 nt
Organism: Ylistrum balloti
Lineage: Eukaryota; Metazoa; Mollusca; Bivalvia; Pectinida; Pectinidae
Product: beta-1,3-galactosyltransferase 1-like
Exons: 1
Coding region: 1-1188 (395 amino acids)
Cellular component (GO): membrane
Molecular function (GO): UDP-glycosyltransferase activity; hexosyltransferase activity
Source: RefSeq, a predicted model, not a curated record
AUGUCUGUUUUCAGGAUGACAUCUUUCAAGAAACGAAUAUUCAUAUCAAUGGCUUUGAUGUCAGUGGCUAUUUCUGGAACGUUAUUCUGGAUGCUGAAAAACCACGAUAGAAGGAGAUAUCAGCAGAGUUUUCUAAAGGACUUGUCAGUGCUGUUAAAACAGAAAGAUUUCCAGCACAACACAAAUGAUAGUGCAGACGUAUUAACGUUACGUAAGAAAGAUGGACACUUUCAGAAGUCCGUAAAUGAUACGAAAGAAAACAUGUUAAAUGAAUCACAAGCGCAGUGGACGAAAUUCCCUUACCCUUUGGAUAUCAAUAUGGUUGAGCUUGUAAGAAAACUUCGAGCAAAUUUGUCAGUAGACCACAAACCAAUAUUUCCAUACCAGUAUGAAUUUGCAUACCACAGUGUAGAUAGUUGUGUUAAUAGUUCGCCGUUCUUUAUUUUUCUUAUAAAGUCCUCCGUUCAAAAUCAUCAAUACCGAUCGACGAUCAGGGAGACUUGGGCGAAUUCGAAAUUGAUGCAUAAAUAUAAUUUUGAAAGGAUGUUUCUUGUUGGUAAUUCGAAAAAAGAAAAUACUCAAGCAGCCUUAGAAAAUGAAAAUGAUAUGUAUAAGGAUAUGAUUUUGAUGUCGUUUUUUGAUAAUUACUUCAAUAACACACUAAAGACUAUUGGGUCGAUUCACUGGACCGCGAAACACUGUAACCGUUCAAAGUUCGUAGUUUUCGUUGAUGACGAUGUAUUAGUAUCAACUUCACGAUUGGUGGAAUUUUUAAAACACAAAGUGACUUCACCAAUAUUUUUCGGAGGAUUUAUCCAAACACACAAACCAGUCAGAAAUGUAAAAGUGAAGUGGUAUGUGUCCCCAAACGACUACCCUCACGAAGAAUAUCCUCCUAUGCCAUCAGGCGGAUUUAUGAUAAUGACAAUGGAAUUCGUCAUUGAUUUACACUUCGCCUCACAAUACACAAAGAAAUUUAUCCUAGACGAUUGUUACCUUGGUAUUUUAGCAUAUAAGCUCCAAGUCUCUCCCGUGUACAUUGGUUCAGUUUACAUGACAAGAGUGCGCAUGGGCAGUCGAGUCUUCAACACCUCUAUGAUAGCAAACCAUCAUUAUUCUGCUUCUAGUAUGAAAACUGCAUGGUUGUAUUUACAAAAAGUGGAGCAAGAGGUCUCCGAUUCCUCAUAA